Zingiber officinale is the source of this 1291-nucleotide messenger RNA. Its product is annotated as cilia- and flagella-associated protein 251-like. NCBI's taxonomy places the organism in Eukaryota, Viridiplantae, Streptophyta, Magnoliopsida, Zingiberales, Zingiberaceae. Bases 140 to 1213 code for a protein of 357 amino acids. The transcript has 4 exons. The record is from RefSeq and is a predicted model, not a curated record.
AAAAGGGUGCCAAGUGACGGCGCCUACCGGACGACUAUUAAGAGCAUCAAACGGCCGCCGUUUCUCCAUCGCCGGGCACCGUCGCCGACUCGAACUGCUACAUAGGCAGGGACCACAUCGCCGAGCAAACUAUACCGCCAUGGAGCGCUCGGCCAUGGAAGGCAUCUCCGAGCGCCUCGCUUCCCUCGACGGCCUCUACUUCCCUGGCGCCAUGCACCGGGAGACCCCCGAUCCGGCUCAACGCAAGUCCUCCCUCCUCGACCUCCUCUCUCGCGAUGCCUCUAUCUUCCUCGAGCGGUACGGCGCCGAGCUCACGCCCGAUGAGAUCCUCGAGUUCGACAAGUUGAAGCAGGAUUACGAGGUGGAGUGGCACCUCGACCGCCUCCGUCGCCAUCGGAGCCCCUCUGCGGAGGACGCACGGGCGAAGUCGGUAGCGGUCAAGAACCGCCGGAGGGCCUACAUGGAACGGCUGAUCAAGGGUGGGGAGUACUUCUCCGAGGAUGCGAUGAGGGAGCGGGAACCUUAUCUUCACCACGAGUACUUGGGCAAGUUUCAGGACCCUGCUGGGAGGAGCCUCUCCAGGCCUGGUGAGCGCUGGUCUGAGACGUUGAUGAGGCGAUGUGAGGAAGCUAUGCUGGUGGAGAAGAUCAGAGGGGAGCAGCAGAGAUUAGGGGUUGACGAGAAUGAAUGGGUUGGCGGUGGAGGAAAAGAGGAAGAAGUAUCUGAGGAAGAAGAAGAGGAAGAAGAGGAAGAAGAGGAGGAGGAGGAGGAAGAAGAAGAAGAUAUGGAUGAUGUUGAUGAUAUGGUUAGACAAGAACAUAAAGACGUAGCAUUCGAGGAAUGUGAAAGUAAAUCAAAUUCUUCAAAGAAAAAUGUUGAUGAUGGCGAACAUGAUAUGGUUGAGGUGGAAAAGAGAUUUGGAGAGCUUGAGGACGGCAAACACAAAUCGACUUCACCAAAGAUGGUUAACCAUAAUUCCUCCUGUGGCCCUUCUUCAUCGACAGUUGGAUGCCCCUUUGAGCAAACACUAUCUGCAGAAGAGAUGCAAGAUCAACUGGAUCAGUUCACACUCAAAAUGCAGCAGAAGUUCCUGGCCGGAGAAGACUCAGCUUAUCUCGAUUACUCCAUGAUAGACAAUGACGAGAGGCUGGACGACCAUUGGUUCAAGGAAGCUAAUUACGAUGCCGAAGAGAAAUACUUUGAGGAUGAUUAAGUGUACCUUCCUCCAUGUACACUCAUGCUAUGUAGUUAUUGACAUUAGUUAAUAUUUCUGGAUGAACCAAUGCCUAAA